CAAGUCAUCCUCAUCACCGGCGCGUCGGGCGGCAUCGGCCGCGCGUGCGCCAUCGCCCUCUCCGAAGCGUACCCGAAGUGCGUGCUCGUCUUAUCUGGACGCCGCGCCGACGCGCUCCGCGAAACAGCGGACGCGUGUACCGGCCCCACGGAGAUCGCCGUCGGCGACGUGAGCAAGGACGAGGACGUGGCCAGCAUGUUCGAGAUGGUGACGAAGAAGUAUGGGCGGCUGGAUGUGCUGUUCAACAACGCCGGCGUCGACCUCCUCCCAUCGACGCCGCUCGAAGACGCCGAUAUGGCGACGUUCCGCCGCGCCCUCGACAUCAACAUCAUGGGCGCGGUGCUGUGCACGGCCGCCGCGAUCCGGCUGAUGCGGACGCACGGCGGCGGCCGCAUCGUGAACAAUGGGAGCAUCGCGUCGUCCGCGCCGCGCCCCAACGCGGCCGCGUACACGGUUUCGAAGCACGCGGUGCUCGGCCUUUCGCGCUCGACGUCGCUCGACGGACGCAAGUUCGGUAUCACGUGCACGCAGCUCGACAUCGGCAACGCGGCCACGGACAUGAUUUCGCAUGCGGCGCGCGGGGCUACCCAAGCCGAUGGGAGUGUGCGCCCCGAGCCGAUGAUGCGUGUUGAGAAUGUCGCGAAGACGCUCGUGUUCUUGGCGGGACUGGGCGCGGACGCAGAUGUGAUGCGCAUGGAGAUUCUUGCAGCGGGCAUGCCGUUUAUUGGGCGUGGGUAG
Molecule: messenger RNA, 738 nt
Organism: Cutaneotrichosporon oleaginosum
Lineage: Eukaryota; Fungi; Basidiomycota; Tremellomycetes; Trichosporonales; Trichosporonaceae
Molecular function (GO): oxidoreductase activity
Source: RefSeq, a predicted model, not a curated record